AUGAUAAUGGCGGCUUCGGUUAAAACACUCAUGAAGCUCUUCUUCUUUGCCCUAAUCUUUGUCAGCUUCACCAUAUCUCCGGUGAUGUCAACGGCGCCAGAAGAAUGUGAAGCUGAGUCAACAAAUCCAUGUGUCAACAAGGCAAAGGCCUUACCUCUAAAGAUUAUAUCCAUUGUAGCCAUCCUCCUGACUAGCAUGAUAGGCGUCUCGGCUCCUCUCUUCAGUCGAUAUGUUCCCUUCCUCCAUCCGGACGGAAACAUUUUCACAAUCGUUAAGGCUUUCGCGUCCGGGAUCAUCCUGGGAACAAGUUUUAUGCACGUUUUACCAGAUUCUUUCGAGAUGUUAUCAUCGGAAUGUCUAGAGGACGAUCCAUGGCACAAGUUCCCAUUCACCGGAUUUGUUGCUAUGUUAUCGGGUCUUGUCACUCUAGCAAUCGACUCAAUGGCUACUAGCUUCUACAGCAAGAACGGCAGUGAGAUCGUGCCCGCUGCUAGUAACGGUGAUCAGGAGAGAGCAAAUCCUAUGAUAACUCAUGGUCAUAGUCAUGGUCAUGGUGUUACAUUAACUACAAAAGAUGAUGGUGGCUCACAGUUAUUGCGGUACCGUGUUAUUGCUAUGGUUUUGGAGCUUGGAAUUAUAGUUCAUUCCGUGGUCAUUGGACUAUCUCUAGGUGCAACCAACGACACAUGCACCAUUAAAGGUCUCAUUGCAGCUCUUUGUUUUCAUCAAAUGUUUGAAGGCAUGGGUCUCGGCGGCUGCAUCCUCCAGGCGGAGUAUACAAAUGUGAAAAAGUUCGUUAUGGCAUUCUUUUUCGCGGUUACAACACCGUUUGGAAUCGUUUUAGGGAUAGCAUUGUCGAGCAUAUACAGGGACAAUAGCCCUACCGCAUUAAUUACUGUCGGACUGCUCAAUGCAUGCUCAGCAGGACUGCUCAUCUACAUGGCUCUUGUCGACCUUUUAGCAGCCGAGUUCAUGGGCCCAAAGCUUCAAGGUAGCAUCAAGCUUCAGAUCAAGUGUUUCUUUGCCGCACUACUUGGCUGCGGUGGAAUGUCAAUCCUUGCCAAAUGGGCUUAA
Messenger RNA from Microthlaspi erraticum, 1074 nucleotides. The record is from the annotation of a GenBank genome assembly. Lineage: Eukaryota; Viridiplantae; Streptophyta; Magnoliopsida; Brassicales; Brassicaceae.